Molecule: messenger RNA, 1287 nt
Organism: Phyllotreta striolata
Lineage: Eukaryota; Metazoa; Arthropoda; Insecta; Coleoptera; Chrysomelidae
Source: the annotation of a GenBank genome assembly
AUGGGCGAUAAAGGCGACGGGGAGACGUUCGACGAUGCCGUCGAAGAGCGAGUCAUCAACGAGGAGUACAAGAUUUGGAAGAAGAACACGCCGUUCCUCUACGAUUUGGUGAUGACCCAUGCUCUUGAAUGGCCAUCGCUCACAGCCCAAUGGUUGCCGGACGUUACUCGCCCCGACGGUAAGGACCAUUCCAUACAUCGUCUGAUCCUCGGAACGCACACCUCCGACGAGCAGAACCACCUUCUCAUAGCCAGCGUCCAGUUGCCCAACGAAGAUGCACAGUUCGAUGCUUCGCAUUAUGAUAACGAGAAGGGAGAGUUUGGGGGCUUCGGAUCAGUCUCUGGUAAAAUUGAAAUAGAAAUAAAGAUUAACCAUGAAGGUGAAGUGAACCGAGCUCGUUACAUGCCCCAAAAUCCAUGCGUGAUCGCAACAAAAACACCAUCGAGUGAUGUACUGGUCUUCGACUACACGAAACAUCCGAGCAAACCGGAUCCGAGCGGAGAGUGCCAUCCGGAUCUUAGAUUACGAGGUCAUCAAAAAGAGGGAUACGGCCUAUCGUGGAAUCCCAAUUUAAACGGAUAUCUCCUAUCGGCUAGUGAUGAUCACACCAUAUGCUUGUGGGACAUAAACGCCACCCCCAAAGAAAAUAGGAUUAUAGACGCGAAGACUGUUUUCACCGGUCACACUGCUGUUGUGGAGGACGUGGCUUGGCAUCUGCUGCACGAGAGCCUCUUCGGCUCGGUGGCCGACGAUCAGAAACUAAUGAUUUGGGACACACGAUGUAACAACACCAGCAAACCGUCCCAUACCGUAGACGCUCACACUGCUGAGGUGAAUUGCUUGAGCUUCAACCCGUAUUCGGAAUUCAUACUGGCCACUGGAAGCGCCGAUAAGACGGUGGCUUUGUGGGAUUUGAGGAAUUUGAAAUUGAAGCUGCACAGUUUCGAGUCGCACAAGGAUGAGAUCUUCCAAGUGCAGUGGUCGCCGCAUAACGAAACCAUCUUGGCCUCGUCGGGCACCGAUAGAAGAUUGCACGUGUGGGAUUUGAGUAAAAUCGGGGAAGAACAAAGCCCAGAAGAUGCCGAAGACGGGCCGCCGGAGUUGUUGUUCAUCCACGGGGGACACACCGCGAAAAUAUCAGAUUUUAGUUGGAACCCGAACGAACCGUGGGUCAUUUGCUCGGUUUCCGAGGAUAAUAUCAUGCAGGUGUGGCAGAUGGCGGAGAAUAUUUAUAACGAUGAGGAGCCUGAACAGCAGGCUUCCGAUAUCGAAGCAACAGCCAGUUAA